Molecule: messenger RNA, 1854 nt
Organism: Condylura cristata (star-nosed mole)
Lineage: Eukaryota; Metazoa; Chordata; Mammalia; Eulipotyphla; Talpidae
Gene: CCDC185
Product: coiled-coil domain containing 185
Exons: 2
Coding region: 1-1854 (617 amino acids)
Source: RefSeq, a predicted model, not a curated record
AUGGAGAGCUUUCACCGCUUCUCCCCGCCGCCCUGCCCAGACCUGUGGGAGACAUCGCCGCCCCGCGGAGAGCACACCUCCUCUGCGCGGCUGAGCGCGGCCCGGGCGCAGACGGACCCGCGCCUGUACUCCUGGGGCGGGACUGCCCGCGAGGGGAGGGAGGCGGCAGCGCACUGGCAGCCCCAAUGCAGCCCACCCACACCGUGGACUCGGGGACACCGAUACCACGACCCGCCACGGGAAAGCCACAGCCUGAGCGACCUGGCCCGGAGGCCCCAGCCGCGCGCCAGGAAACACAGGUCCCACUGCCGGCACCUGGACAAUGCCGGCCGGCAGACAAAGACCAAGCCUCGGUCCCGGGAGGGCAGCCAGCACAUCCUCGCGUGGCAGGAGCAACCCCAGCAACCUCUCUACCAGCACUUCCCUCCAGCCCUGGGGGAUUCACCCCCACCUUACCCUGAGGGGACCUACACUCCCCUGAGUGGCACUUUGGGGAUGGAAAAGGCGCAAAGUGGCGAUCAGUGGGCUGUGCGGGUCUGCAGAGCACAGGGUGGCGGGUCCUUUUCCUCCGUCCCCACGGAGAAGUCCCAAGAGUUCAGAACUCCCUCCGCUUGCGAGUACACCCAGAAAAGAGAGAUCAGUGACCUGGUGGAGUCAUUAGCCAGCCAGUACUCCCAGCCUUCGGUCUCCAGCAAGGAAAUGCAGAGCCAAAUCCUCAAGAACAAGCUGGAGGAGGUGGUACUGUCCUCCAGGGACCAGAAAAUUGUGGCCCUGGUGCUGACUCGGCUCAAGAAGGCCCAAAGGAUGCGGGAGCUGCAGCAGCAGGCGGCUGAAGCCUGGGAGGAGCUGAAACAAUCGGACCAGAAGGUCCAGAUGACUCUGGAGAAGGAAAGGAAGCUGCUGCUGCAGGAGAGCCAGGAGCAGUGGCAGCAGGUGGAGCAACACAAGACACAGUGCAGCAGGGAGCAGCAGCGUGUCCGCAGGCGGGACAGCCGGACCAAGAACGCCAUGCACCAGAAUCCGUGGAAGGCGCACCUGGAGGACCAGCAGAAACAGCGCCAGAAGACGUCGGAGAGCGUCCGAGCUGUGGACCAAGCCGAGCACCGGAAGCAGUGCAAAGCGCUGCGUGUGCAAGAGCAGGAGAGGACGCUGCAGGACCUGCAGGAGUAUGACAGCCUGCAGCUGCAGAAGAGGCUGGAGCAGGCUGGUCACAGGAAGCAGCUGCACACGAUGGAGAGCCAGACGAAGGUCCAUGAAGCUAACCUUAGCUCCCUAGUCAAUUACCAGGCCCGAAAGGUUCUGAUGGACUGCCAGGUCAAGGCGGAGGAACUCCUCAGGAAGCUGUCCCUCGAGCAGAGUUCGCAGUGUUCCCAAGAGGUCCACCAGAGCCUGAUGAAGGAGCGUCACCGAGAACGAAGGAACAAGGCCCGGAGAGAAGAGGAACAGUUCCAGCAGGUCAGGUCCCGCGCGGAAGAGUUGGAGGAACAAAAGAAGAUGCACAGGCAGUUUCUGGCGCAGCUGGCAGACCAGAAGAUCAGGCAGGCCAGGAGAAACGCCCACAAGAACCUCGGGGACAAGGUGCAGCACCUUCGGGAGCUGAACACCCUGCGGGAGAAGAACCAUCACAUCCUGAAGCUGAAAGCCGAGAAAGAGGAAAAGUGUCAUAUCGAGGGCAUCAAAGAAGCCAUUCGGAAAAAGGAGCAGAGGAUGGAGCAAAUAUCGCGGGAGAAAGAUGCCUGCUUCCAGGACCUCCAUGAGAUGUCCCGGGCCUCCAGGAGAGACCACCGGAGAGCGGUCCCCACAAGCUACUUUGCUGGUCCAGGGCUGGAGACCCAGCAGAGAGGAGACUACUGA